ACAUUUUUGUAUUUCGAAAAAUGAUCUAGUAAGGUUUGUUAAAACCAUACUUAGCGACUUGAAUCUCGUCUUCGUAACACAUAUUUACAAUUUAUUUUCAAAUAAAUUUACCAACUUAGAAUAGAUGGCGGACGCAGAGGACGACGUUUCGCAAAAAGACGGCGAGGAAAUCGUACAAAUAAUUUCGAGUCCAGAAUUUUCGGAGGUCAAAACAGAUACUGAAUCAAUAUCUGAUGAUCACCACAACAAUGAAGAAAGCGUCAACGUUGAUAGAACAGCCCUGGAGUCCAUAUUAAACGUCAGCUCUCGUUUACAAAAUUUGGUGCAUCGAAACAAGAUGUCUAUGAGUUUAAUGAAUUUUCAUCAUCAUUCUUACAAAGACAAGCAAGCUGUAGCAAAAGAAGCGCGUAGCCAGCGAAUUGGUGCUAUUACGCCAGCUCAGAGAUUCAUACUUGAUACUGCAGCAAUUGUAUUGAAUAAGCCACUUGAUUAUGUACUGGAGGGUGUUUAUGACGCAGAUACUAAUGUAAAUCAGUUACACUUGGCAGUCGACGAGGGCGGUGUAUAUUGUAUUGUACUAUGUGAUGCGUUGCUGCCUGCUUUUCCAAUAGAAUCUGGUAGAUUUUAUCCCAAUCAGAAAGGUUGCAUAGAAAGGACAUACAUAUCUGAUUUAUCUAAAAUUGGUAUUCAAGGCAAGUGCGUGGCAAUAUACAGAUUGACAAGCCACGCUAUCGAUGCUCGGAACGUGGCAGAUCAAUACUUUUACAUGUUACUUGAUAUAAAUCAAGAGACGGAGAAUGUUGUUUCAAGUAUAUACAAGAUCAUGAAGCGUGCUUACAUCCCUGCUCUGAAGGCUUGUCAAGGUUGGGGACGUCUUAACCCUCCGAAUCCUAAAAGCGAAGAGAGCAUCAAGUCUUACAUUUCAAAGAUAAUGAUGUUCGUCAAAUAUCUUGAACAAACUAAAAUAGAUCUGGAUUGCUGCACAAGAUUCAGAACAAACUAUUCAUUAUAUGAGACACAGUUGUCUAGUUAUGAUAAAAUGAGAUCAGCGGUGACUAAACCACAUGUUUUGGAAGAAAUCUGUGCUUAUGUGAAGCAAUGGAUGCGGCAAAUAACAAUGGUGUUAGUGCAAAGCCAGCAGUUGCGCCGUGAGUCGUCAAACAUUGGUCCUCUAGCUGAGCUGGAUCACUGGCGCCGUCAGCUCACAACUUUCACGUCAAUAAUCGAGCAUAUCAAAAGUGAGCCGGCUAUGAUGUACAUACACACGUUAAUUAUAGCCAAAUCCAAAUUGCUUAAGAAAUGGAGACAAUUAGAUAAUAGCGUAACCGAUUAUUACAAUGAAGCUUUAGAUAACGUGAGGUAUUUGUACGCCUUAGAGAAAUUUUGUGAACCUCUCUACAGGUGUGAUCCUUAUACAAUGCAAGAUUUCAUCCCAUCAUUGAUAUACAAUAUUCGUAUGAUGUACGCAACCUCCCGAUAUUAUAACACCACUGAACAAAUAUCUACGUUGCUUGUCAAAGUUACCAAUCAAAUUCUUAACAUGUGUAUGAAUUUUCUUACACGGAAUGGUAAAAAGACAAUUUGGAACCAAGAUAAACACAAUUUCAUGGAUAAAGCUAAAUACUGUUUAAGUCUAUAUCAGUUUUACCGUGAUUGUUACGAUGAGCAUCAAAAGGAAAUGUUAGAGGCAGCAUCCGAAAGACCAUUUGAUUGUUCGGAAAUGCACAUAUUUGGCAAGUUUGAGACUUUUAAGAAGAGACUAGUGAAGAUUAACGACCUUUUUGAAACAUACAUCAAGUAUUAUGUCCUGAAUAAAUCAACGUUGGAGGGCAUUGAGGAACACGCUGCCACUUUCAAUAAGCUGUUUAAAACUAUCUCGACCAAAACUUACGAUGCCUUGGAUCACAGGCGACCAGAUUUCGAUAAAGACUACAAAAUAUAUAUGGAGGCAGUGGCUAACCAAGAGAUGCUACUAGAGAACUUUGUGAUUUCGAGUAUUAAGAAGUGUCCAUCAACAGAAAUAGCAUUAAGUCUUCUCAAACGAUUUGAGAAGUUACAGUUGGGCUGCCUUUAUUUAGACGACCGAUAUUAUGAUCUCAUUAAGAUGUACACGCAAGAGAUUGAGAUGAUCAGAGAUAGGUACAACGAAGAAAGAGACCAGCCAGAGUUACCAAGGAACAUGCCCCCAGUGGCUGGCCGACUCAUGUGGACAAGGUUUUAUCACAACAUUAUUAAAGAACCGAUGAAGAUAUUCAAGCAACACCUUGAUGUUAUCACACAUGCGAAUACACAACGAUGCGUAAAGUUGCACAACGUAAUGGCCAUAGUGUUCACAGAAUAUGAACUGAUCUAUCAUUAUGCUUGGAGGGAGAACGUGAAUCAGGUGCGAUUAGGAUUGAUUGCUCCCAUUUUAAUGCGGCAUCCUAAGACUAAUAUGUACAUCGUCAACUUUAGUAUGUAUAUUCCCGAGUGUAUAAGAGAGGUUGAAUACAUGUGGCAGCUUGGACUUCGAGUCCCCGAUAGCGCGCAGAUAGUCGCAUUUUGCAAAAGCAAGAUCCUAGGAAACUUUGAAAAAAUGACGCAUUUGGUAGAAAGAAACAAUCAAAUUAGAAGGAGCAUGCCAAAAUUAUAUUUACCGCUACUACGAGCUCAGUUGAUAAAGUUAGAGAAAGCAUUCCAACCUGGUUUGUCGACGAUAACGUGGACAUCUCUGAAGAUAGAAGACUAUUGUGAGAGCAUUGAGACAGUUCUAGACGAAGUUGAUUUGUUUGUCAAGGAGGUGGUAGACAUAAAAGAAGCACGCAUUGAUGCUAUUCUGCUAUCAAUAACCCAAACAAUGCUCGUUUAUUUGCCUGAAACUGCCGUCGAUCCUAACACUCUGUAUUUAGAGAAUCUUUUAAGGCGCGAUGACAUCACGACUGACAUACAACUAAAAUCAUGGAAUGCUGAAAUUGCUGUCAUCGAACUUAUUCAUAAGUUUUUGGACAGUGUACCUUGUAAGGAGAUACAGAAUCUAAAAGAUGACUGGUUGGAUUUUGAUAAAGUCUUAAAGCAAGUUACAUCGGCAACAAGAGUGUUUCCUGAUGAUGCAGCAUUCUUAGAGAUAGAGAACAUUGACGAAUAUGAUGUAACCCAUACUGUAAACGAAUGUAACGAAUUGUUCGCAUACUUUGCUACCAAGUGUUUGGAAGCACUUAUUAAAUGCACGAGACACAGUCUGGAUAUGCUCAGACGGCGAGCUUCGGUUUCUAGCUUUUUAACCAUGACUACGGAUCCAGUGGAAAUAAAUAAACUGAGACCUCUGAUGUUGACUCAUAUGCAGCUGAAAAUUCCAAGAAUACUAAUCGACCCUACCUUAGAACAAAUACAAUCCUCGUUUUCUCAGGUAGUAUUAAAUUGCAUAAUGGACAUUCACCGGAAUGUGUUCAUGUGGGGACAACAAGAACAGAUAAAGAAGGAAGAACUAGCAGGGACAUUGACGCAAGCGGGCAACUCCCGGUCUGUGUCCAACCUCGGCGGAGUGCGAAACUAUUUCCGAAUGGUAUCGGAGCACAAAGACAUCGUCAGGUCGGUGAUGGCGUUGCAAGGAAUGAUGUAUAUGUACAAAUUGGAUAUAGAAAAACGGCUAAAGGAAUACGAAAAAUUUUCGCAUUUAUGGGUUGAAGACCGGGUACAGCAACUUCAAGCGUUUGUUGACAUGAAUCCACUGAAUGUGCAAAUCAAGGAUAUGUUUUGUAAGUUCGAUGAGCAGACUGAAGAAGUGGUGAAUUUGCCUGAACGGCAUGUUAUUGGAUCAAUUCAAAUUAAUAUGGAACGUAUAAAACUCGCAUUACAUUUGGAAUCUAUUGAGUGGAAGAGAAUUUUGGGUAAAUUAUUAGGUAAUGCGUACAAAGACCGAGUAGAGAAACUGAUGCAAUUUAUCCACGAUCGUAUGAAAACUAUGAACAAGAAGAUUAAGGACUUAGAUGACGUCAGAGUGGCUAUGAUGUGCCUUGAGCUAAUAAGAGAAGAAUUUAUUAAUAUGGAUAUGGCAUUAGAUGUUAUAGAAGAAAGUUACGCUAUAUUUGCGCAGUACCAGAUCCAGAUACCUAAAGAAGACGCUGAUAUGGUUUACGGUUUAAGGCAUUCCUUUCUCAAUAUGUUGGCAACUGCACAACAAGUGCAACAGAAGAUAGUGGACAUGCAAAAGCCGCUUUUGACCGAGUUGACGGAAGGAGUGGCGAGUUUUGCAAAUGAUGUCCUCAAGUUUGACACUGACUAUGAUGCCAUGGGACCGAUGGUACCUGGACUGCCUGCUCGGGAAGCUAGCGACAGGGUUAUCCUAUUCCAAUCACGAUUUGAUGACUUAUGGCGAAGAUUUGAAAUGUACUCUAGCGGUGAAAAGUUAUUUGGUAUGGAAGUGAAAGACUAUCCGAUAUUACAUGAAAAGAAAAAAGAAUUUAAUUUACUGAACAAGUUGUACAGCUUAUAUUUAGCUGUAACUCAUUCUAUUGAUGGUUAUUAUGAAACUCCAUGGGUGGACAUCGAUAUUGAACAAAUUGUUGCUCAGUUGGCAGAAUUUGAUGUAAGAUGUCGAAGAUUACCAAGAGGUAUGAAAGACUGGCCAGCGUAUAUAGUAUUGAAGAAUAAAAUCGACGAUUUUAACCAAACAUGUCCACUGUUGGAGUUGAUGGCAGACAAAUCCAUGAAGGAAAGACAUUGGAAGAGAUUGGAAAAACUACUCGACUGUGUGUUGGAUGUGGAGUCUCCGUCAUUUACUCUGGCAAACGUAAUGGAGGCGCCUCUUUUGAAGAAUAAAGAGGAUGUUGAAGAUAUUUGCAUAAGUGCCGUAAAAGAAAAGGAUAUCGAGGCUAAACUGAAACAGAUAAGUGUAGACUGGGCAGUUAUUGAUCUAUCGUUUGCUAACUUUAAGAACAGAGGUGAACUAUUGAUUAAACCACAAGAGACGUUUGAUAACAUCACAAUGCUUGAGGAUUCGUUAAUGAUUCUCAAUUCAUUAGCUUCUAACAGAUACAAUCCGCCAUUUAAGAAAGAUAUUUUAAUGUGGAUCAACAAACUCGUGAACACUAGUGAGAUCUUAGAGAAGUGGCUGCAAGUUCAAAAUUUGUGGAUGUAUUUAGAAGCUGUGUUCGUUGGAGGAGAUAUUGCGAAACAACUGCCAGCGGAAGCUAAACGAUUCACAAAUAUCGACAAGACCUAUGUGAAAAUAAUGUACCGCGCGCGAGACAUAGUGAACUGCGUGGAGACGUGCACCUCGGACGACACGCUGAAGCAGCUGCUGCCGCACCUGUACGAGCAGCUGGAGGCUUGCCAGAAGUCGCUCACGGGCUACCUGGAGACCAAGAGACUCAUUUUCCCCAGAUUCUUCUUCGUAUCAGAUCCAGUGCUGCUUGAAAUUCUUGGACAGGCUUCGGAUCCUGUUUCCAUACAGCCACAUCUGCCAAGUAUUUUCGAUGCCAUUUACACGGUCGACUUCGAUGAUAAAGAGAAUAUUAUAAACAUCAAUUCGGAUAACGGAGAAUCUAUUCCUCUUGAGAGGCCAGUGGCUUGUUUGGGAGGUGUAGAGAAUUGGUUAAAUACUCUUUUAGACAUGAUGAAGGAAACUGUCAGAAAUGUGAUUGCUAACAUUGCGCAAACGAUGGCUGGAGACCCGGAAUUCGAAUUUUUAAGCGGAUUUUGGAACUUCCCUGGCCAGGCUGGUUUGUUGGGAAUGCAAAUCCUGUGGACAAGUGACGCAGAGUACGCUUUAAAGAAAUCUAGGGUAGAUCGAUUUGUUAUGCGUUUCACUAACCAAAAAUUCUUAGAUCUUCUUAAUGGACUUAUUGAUCAGACGGUGAAGGACCUGGCUCCUUUAGAUAGAACACAAAUUGAAACUAUGAUCACCAUCCACGUACAUCAGAGGGACAUUUUUGAUGACCUUGUACGAAUGAGAAUAAAAUCGCCGGUCGACUUUGAAUGGCAGAAGCAGGCACGGUUUUACUAUCACGAGGAAUCCGACGAUGUCAUUGUUUCAAUUACUGAUGUCAAUUUCUUGUAUCAGAAUGAGUAUCUGGGCAUAACUGAGAGACUUGUGAUUACACCGCUGACAGAUCGGUGUUACAUCACGCUCUCACAGGCCAUAGGUAUGAGCAUGGGAGGAGCACCCGCUGGGCCCGCUGGCACCGGUAAGACCGAAACCACCAAAGACAUGGGCCGCACCCUGGGCAAGCUUGUCAUCGUCUUCAACUGUUCCGAUCAGAUGGACUUUCGAGGUUUGGGCCGUAUUUACAAAGGCCUGGCUCAAUCAGGCACAUGGGGCUGCUUCGACGAGUUCAAUCGUAUCGAGUUGCCUGUGUUGUCCGUGGCUGCGCAGCAGAUAUAUAUUUGUCUAACAGCGAGGAGAGAAAAACAAGACUUCUUCAUUUUCAGUGAUGGUGACACAGUGAGUUUGAAUCCCGAGUUCGCUUUCAUCAUUACCAUGAAUCCGGGUUACGCUGGACGUCAAGAGCUGCCGGAAAACUUGAAGAUUCAGUUUCGCUCAGUUGCAAUGAUGGUUCCAGAUAGACAAAUUAUUAUCAGAGUCAAGUUAGCCAGCUGUGGUUUUAAGGAAAACAUUGUCUUAGCUCGUAAGUUCUUUACAUUGUACAAAUUGUGCGAGGAGCAGUUGUCGAAGCAGGUGCACUACGACUUCGGGUUGCGGAACAUUCUAUCCGUGUUGCGAACUAUGGGCGCGCAGAAACGAGCGAAUCCUGAUAGCACAGAAGAGAACAUCAUGAUGAGAGUGUUGAAGGAAAUGAACGUGUCUAAAUUAGUUGACGAAGAUGAACCUUUAUUUAUAUCAUUGAUCGAAGAUUUGUUCCCUGGUAUGAAAUUCACCCAAACAGUACAAAGGGUCAUCCAAAAUGCUAUAAGUGUGGUAACUCAAGGCAACGGACUUGUAAAUCAUCCGGACUGGAACUUGAAAAUAAUUCAGUUGUAUGAAACGUCGCUAGUGCGACACGGCCUGAUGACGAUGGGCCCGACCGGCUCGGGCAAGACUACUUGCAUACACACACUUAUGGCGGCUCUUACUGAAGUUGGCAAACCGCACAGGGAAAUGAGAAUGAAUCCAAAGGCAAUCACAGCACCUCAAAUGUUUGGACGUUUAGACGUGGCCACAAAUGACUGGACUGAUGGGAUAUUCUCUAUCCUGUGGCGAAGAGCUCUGAAGGUGAAGAAAACUGACACAACGUGGAUUGUAUUAGAUGGUCCGGUGGACGCCGUGUGGAUUGAGAAUUUGAAUUCCGUGCUUGAUGACAACAAGACUCUGACUUUAGCCAACGGGGACCGCAUUACUAUGGCCCAGAACAGCAAGCUGGUGUUUGAACCAGACAACGUGGACAACGCAUCGCCUGCUACCGUCAGUCGGAUGGGCAUGGUGUUCUUGUCUUCUUCGGUGCUUAAAUGGAAACCUAUUGUAGAGUGCUGGCUGAAGACACUGGAACCACGACAAGCUGAUGUUCUACGUAAAGCCUUUUAUAAAAUAUAUGAUGAAGUUCAUGAUUUCGUACAAACUAAACUUACUGUAAAAAUGAAACUUCUGGAAGCCAUUUACAUCAGACAAUGCAUUGACGUUCUGUCUGGAUUGUUGCUCGUUGAAAUACCCGGUGGCAAGAGUCACACGGAUCGCCAUCUUGAACGCUUGUUCCUAUUCGCGAUGAUGUGGUCACUGGGUGCUGUACUGGAACUGGAUAUGCGAACACGUAUGGCAGAAUUCAUGACUAAGCUGCCCGUGAAAAUGGAUUGGCCUGGCGCUAAAUCCAAAGAAUGGAUCAUGCCUUUCGACUACAUGGUUAAUGCUAGCGGUGGUUGGGAGCAUUGGUCUGAGAGUGUGGAGAACUAUAUUUAUCCACCUGAUAGUAUACCGGAAUACGCUUCAAUCUUGGUACCGAACGUAGACAAUGUGUGCAUUACGUUUUUAAUUGAUACUAUUGCCACUCAGAACAAAGCAGUGUUAUUGAUUGGCGAAGAAGGCACCGCCAAAACGGUUAUGUUGAAGGGUUACAUGUCUAAAUAUGAUAACGAGGUGAAAUUAUUUAAGGUGGUAAACUUUUCGUACGCUACUACACCAAAUAUGUAUCAAAGAAUAAUUGAAUCGUACGUGGAGAAGAGAGUGGGUAUGACAUACGGGCCCCCGGGUGGUCGAGCUAUGACGGUGUUCAUAGACGACAUAAACAUGCCUGUCGUUAAUGAGUGGGGUGAUCAGGUGACAAAUGAAAUCGUUCGACAAAUGAUGGAAUGUGGUGGAUUUUACUCACUAGACAAACCUGGAGAUUUCACAGUCAUUGCUGAUAUCCAGAUAUUUGGUGCUAUGAUGCAACCUGGUGGAGGGCGAAAUGACAUUCCCCCGCGACUUAAGAGACAGUUCAAUAUAUUCAAUUGCACGCUACCAAGUAAUGUUUCCAUGGACAAGAUUUUCGAAACAAUAAGUUCUGGAUAUUUCUGCAAAUCACGUUUUGACAAAUUAAUUGUGGCAUUCAUGCCGAAACUAGUGCCGGUUACUCGAAUUAUUUGGCAACAAACUAAAGUAAAAAUGUUGCCAACUCCUGCGAAAUUCCACUACGUAUUCAAUUUGAGAGAUUUGUCUCGUAUCUGGGAAGGAAUACUAACUAUAAAGAGAGAAGAGCUUCAAACAAUUAAUAUGGCUCUGAAACUAUGGUUCCAUGAAUGUUUGAGGGUUAUUUCUGACAGAUUCACUACGUUUAAAGAUAAACAGUGGUUUGUAUCAAAUUUUUGGACAACAGCAACUCAAGAGCUAAGCGACUAUGUCAGUGAGUUCCCUAGUGAAGAAACAUAUUUUGUUAACUUCCUACGUGAACCUAUAGACCCGACCGGCGACGAGGAUGAAGACGUCAGUCUUGACGCACCGAAAAUUUAUGAGGAACUACCUUCUUGGGAAUUCGUUCUCAACAAGCUCGUUGGCUUCCAAGACCUGUUCAACGAACAGAUCAGAGGAGCACACCUGGACUUGGUGUUCUUCCACGAUGCGAUGGUUCAUCUCUUCAUCAUAUCGCGCAUCAUUAACACUCCACGAGGUAAUGCGAUGCUUGUGGGUGUCGGUGGUUCCGGAAAACAAAGUUUGACAAAACUGGCAUCGUUUAUAGCCAACUACGCGUUCUACCAGAUUACUUUGUCGAGAUCGUACAAUGUAAACAACUUCAUGGACGAUAUAAAAGUGUUGUACCGCGUCGCCGGCCUGCAGGGGCGCGGCAUCUCCUUCAUAUUUACCGACAACGACAUCAAAGAUGAGCAAUUCUUGGAGUUCCUCAAUAACAUCCUGAGUUCGGGAGAAAUUGCGAAUCUCUUCCCUAAGGAAGAAAUGGAUGAGAUAUUGAACGAGUUGCAACCGAUAAUGAAGAAAUUGGAUCCUCGAAGAAUUCCAGUUCCAGAUGUGCUGUACGAGUACUUCAUCAUGCGGUCUAGAGCGAAUUUACAUGUCGUCCUAUGUUUUUCUCCGGUUGGUGAAAAGUUUAGAAGCAGAGCUUUGAAAUUCCCUGGCCUGAAAUCAGGGUCUACAAUGGACUGGUUCCAGAAAUGGCCUAAAGAAGCUUUAAUAGAAGUUGCUCAUCACUUUUUGUGGGAGUUUGAGGUGGUUUGUUCUGAGGCUACAAAACAUGAGUUGAUAGAAAUAAUGGGCGUGGUCCAGGAUAACGUUGCUGAUACUUGCGCUAUUUACCACGAACGAUUUAGGAGACAAGCGCACGUUACUCCCAAAUCUUACCUAUCUUUUUUGGAAGGCUACAAAUCUUUGUAUAAGUCUAAACACAUAUACAUCGCAGAAAUGGCGAAAAAAAUGACAACUGGACUUUCCAAAUUAGUGGAGGCAGCAGCCAGUGUCGAUAUUUUGAAGAAAGAGUUGGAAGUAAAAGAAAUUGAAAUUAAUGAAGCUACAGAGAGAGCAGAAGAGGUGCUGGCGGCCGUCGCAGACACUCAGGCAGCCGCUGAGGUUGUCAAGGCUGAGGUGCUGGAGGUGAAGGAUCGCGCCGUCAAGCUCGUCACGGUGAUCGCAGCAGAAACCGCCGUCGCUGAAGAAAAGCUGGCGGAUGCAAAGCCAGCGCUUGACGCUGCUGAGGCUGCACUACUGACCAUCAAUUCUGCUGACAUCGCAACUGUUAGGAAGCUGGGCAAGCCUCCUCAUCUCAUCACCCUUAUUAUGGAUGCAGUUAUUAUCUUGUUUAGAAAGCGUAUUGAUCCUAUAAAACCAGAUCCUGAGAAACAGUUUUUAACAUCUUCGUGGAGUGAAUCUUUAAAGGUAAUGGCUGAUGUAAGGUUCCUAAACAAUUUGAAGAAUUAUCCGAAAGAUGAAAUAAAUGCUGAAAUGAUUGAUCUGUUACAACCUUAUUUUAAGUACAGUCAAUAUACUUUUGAUGCUGCAAAGAUAGCUUGUGGUAACGUAGCUGGUCUAAUAUCGUGGACAAUCGCUAUGGCGCAAUUUUAUGCUGUUAAUAAGGACGUAUUGCCACUAAAAGCCAACUUAGCCAUAAUGCAAGGCAAAUAUCAGGCAGCUAAAAAAGAACUGGAAGAGGCAGAAGCUGAACUAGAGGAAAAAGAGAGUGAGUUGGCGGAGGUACAGCGUCAGUUCGACGAGGCUAUGGCACUGAAGCAGGUGGUACUGGAUGAAGCCGCUCUAUGCCAACAGAAGAUGGAUGCUGCUUCUGCCCUUAUUAACGGUCUUAGCGGAGAACGCAUCCGAUGGACAGAACAAUCUGCGCUCUUUAAGUCUGAAAUUGAGCGUUUGGUCGGUGAUAUCCUACUACUCAUCGGAUUCUUGUCAUAUUCCGGACCCUUCAAUCAAGAAUUUCGUAAUUUGCUGAUAAGCAAUUGGCUUGGUGAUUUGAUCAAUAGAAAAAUACCUGUGACCAUGAAUUUAAAUAUAACAAGUGAACUUACAGAUAAUGCUACAAUUGGUGAAUGGAACUUAUGCGGAUUACCAACAGACGAACUGUCGAUACAGAACGGUAUUAUUGUAACAAAAGCUGCUCGUUUUCCAUUACUAAUUGAUCCGCAAACACAAGGAAAGAAUUGGAUUAAAAACAUGGAGAAAUUUAACCAAUUAAUUGUCACUACUUUAAACCACAAAUAUUUCAGAAAUCAUGUAGAAGACUGCGUAUCUUUGGGUCUACCAAUGUUGAUAGAAGAUGUUGCUGAAGAGUUAGAUCCAGUUCUGGAUAAUAUACUUGAAAGAAAUUAUAUCAAGAUAGGAUCAUCUUAUAAGGUCAAAUUCGGUGACAAAGAAAUAGAUGUGAUGCUAAGUCAUAAGAUAUAUAUUACAACAAAGCUACCAAAUCCUGCGUAUACACCCGAAGUUUCAGCACGGACGUCAAUCAUAGAUUUUACUGUAACCAUACAAGGUCUAGAAGAUCAGCUAUUAGGUCGUGUGAUCUUAACAGAAAAGGCAGAAUUGGAAGCAGAACGAACUCAACUUAUAAUGGACGUGACGGCCAACCGACGUAAGAUGCAGGAACUGGAGAGUAACUUACUGCAAAAGUUGACCACAAUCGAGGGCUCACUUGUUGAAGAUGUAUCACUUAUCCAAGUACUGAAUGUCACCAAAGCAACUGCUACAGAGGUAAAAGAAAAAUUGGAUAUUGCCAAAGAGACAGAGAUGAAGAUAAACGCGGCUCGCGAGGAGUACCGGCCGGUGGCCACACGUGGCUCUGUCCUGUAUUUCCUCAUUUGCAACAUGUCUCUCGUGUGCAACAUGUACCAGACCUCACUGGCGCAGUUUCUGGAGCUGUUCGAUCUAUCCAUGGAGCGUUCGCCACAGAGCCCCAUUACGAUACGCAGAAUCGGUUUUAUAAUUGACUAUUUGACAUACAACGUGUUUAAAUUCAUCUCCCGAGGUUUCUACGAGAAGCAUAAAUAUUUAUUUACUGUACUAUUGACAUUGAAGAUAGACUUGCAGAGGGAAUAUAUUAUAUUUGAAGAGUUUCAAACUUUCAUUAAAGGUGGCGCUGCGUUAGAUCUUAAUACUUGUCCCCCUAAACCAUAUAAAUGGAUAACCGACAUGUCAUGGCUGAAUUUAGUUCAGCUAUCCAAUCUGCGUCAGUUUACAGAGAUACUCAGCCAAGUUUGUAAUAAUGAGAGAGGAUGGAAGGCUUGGUUUGAUAAGGAAGCGCCAGAAGACGAGCCUUUGCCUGAUGGCUAUAAUACUCUAGACGUGUUCAGAAAGUUGCUGGUGGUGCGCGCCUGGUGUCCUGACAGGACACUCGCACAAAGUUUGAAGUAUGUUGUGAGCUCUAUGGGAGCCCGGUACUCUGAAGCAGUCAUAGUCAAUUAUGAGAAUAUGGUAUUAGAAUCUCGUCCACUGGUUCCCCUGAUUGGAUUUUUGGCCAUGGGCUCGGAUCCAACACCUUCUAUUGAGAUAACUGCUAAGCGCAUGGAGAAUAUUUGUGCAUCCAUAUCAAUGGGCCAAGGUCAAGAGAUUCAUGCAAGAAAACUAAUAGACCGUGGAAUGAAAGAGGGUUUGUGGGUAUUGCUGCAAAACUGUCACUUAGGGUUAGAUUAUAUGACAGAAAUCAUGGAACAAUUUAGUGAACUCGAGAAAAACCCUGAAAAGGUUCAUGAAACUUUUAGACUUUGGAUAACCACGGAGGUGCACCCAAUGUUUCCUAUUACUCUUCUGCAAAUGUCCAUUAAAUAUACGUGUGAACCACCUUCAGGUAUAAAAGCAGGUCUCAUGAGGACCUAUGAUGCGAUGAGUCAGGACUUCCUUGACUACAGCGACAGUCCCUUCUAUUUGCCUUUGAUCUACACCAUCUCAUUCUUACACACGGUGGUGCAAGAGAGACGGAAGUUCGGUCCUCUCGGGUGGAAUAUUCCCUACGAGUUUAAUUCUGCUGACUGGUUGUCCUCUUGUAUGUUUGUGCAAAACCAUUUGGAUUCACUAGAGCAGGGGCAACCUGUUAGCUGGACAACUGUGCGUUAUAUGGUAUCAGCGGUCCAAUACGGCGGGAGAGUGACUGAUGACUACGAUACGCGACUACUGGUAACCUUCUGUAAGGUUUUGUUCUCAGAUCAACUUUUUAACGAUGACUUUCAAUUCUACAAAGGAUAUGGCAUGCUUAAAUUUAAAAAUAUAUCCGAGUACCUUGAGGUUCUUGAGACAAUGAAAACUGUGGAUCCCCCUCAAGUGUACGGCCUGCACACCAACGCAGACAUCACGUACCAGCGUAACACUACUCUGGAACUUGUAGAUACAAUAUUAUCCAUACAACCGAAGGAAGCAAGUGGAGAAGCUGGAGAAACACGCGAGGCCUCGGUAUACAGACAGGCUAAAGAAAUGCUAGACAAAAUCCCACCUAACUUUGAUCCACAUGAAGUAAUAAUCAGGUUAAGAAUGUAUGGGAUACUUAAUUCAAUGGUGAUAUUUUUGAGGCAAGAAAUUGAUAGGAUGCAGAAAGUUAUCAACCUAGUAAGAACGACACUAAAGGACCUGUUGCUCGCUAUUGAUGGAACUAUAAUAAUGAAUGAGGCACUUCGAGAUUCAUUAGACAAUAUUUAUGACGCAAAAGUACCAAAUAUUUGGUUGAAAAGUUCAUGGUCGUCGUCAACAUUAGGCUUUUGGUUUACUGAAUUUUUGGAGAGAACGAUACAAUUUUCAAAUUGGUGCUUUCAAAAUAGACCAAAUUCUUUCUGGAUGACUGGUUUCUUCAACCCUCAAGGAUUUUUGACCGCCAUGCGUCAGGAAGUAACUCGAGCCCACAAAGGCUGGGCUCUUGACAUGGUCACCUUACACAAUGAUGUUACUAAAUUUACUUAUGAAGAAGUAAAGGCUCCACCUCCGGAAGGAAUAUAUGUCCACGGCAUGUACUUAGAUGGCGCAGGUUGGGACCGCCGUAACAUGCGUUUGUGUGAAUCCACUCUAAAGAUAGUGUACACUGCUUUGCCCGUAGUACACGUAUAUGCGAUUAAUUCCACAGCGCCAAAGGACCCGAAACUUUAUCAGUGUCCGGUGUAUAAGAAGCCAGUGCGUACUGAUUUGACUUUCAUAACGCCGCUUUGGCUGCCCACUAUUAAAAACCCGGACCACUGGAUACUAAGAGGAGUUGCUAUGUUGUGUGAUAUCAAGUGAUUUGUUAUAAAAUUGGCAUGGUGC
Messenger RNA from Spodoptera frugiperda (fall armyworm), 14116 nucleotides. Its product is annotated as dynein axonemal heavy chain 8-like. Gene Ontology annotation, molecular function: ATP hydrolysis activity; dynein light intermediate chain binding; dynein intermediate chain binding. Bases 125 to 14092 code for a protein of 4655 amino acids. Gene Ontology annotation, biological process: microtubule-based movement. Gene Ontology annotation, cellular component: dynein complex. NCBI's taxonomy places the organism in Eukaryota, Metazoa, Arthropoda, Insecta, Lepidoptera, Noctuidae. The record is from RefSeq and is a predicted model, not a curated record. The transcript has 91 exons.